Messenger RNA from Pyrgilauda ruficollis (rufous-necked snowfinch), 375 nucleotides. RefSeq names its product NOP10 ribonucleoprotein (gene NOP10). The record is from RefSeq and is a predicted model, not a curated record. Bases 42 to 236 code for a protein of 64 amino acids. Gene Ontology annotation, biological process: rRNA pseudouridine synthesis; ribosome biogenesis; snRNA pseudouridine synthesis. Gene Ontology annotation, molecular function: telomerase RNA binding; box H/ACA snoRNA binding. The transcript has 2 exons. Gene Ontology annotation, cellular component: box H/ACA snoRNP complex; box H/ACA telomerase RNP complex. NCBI's taxonomy places the organism in Eukaryota, Metazoa, Chordata, Aves, Passeriformes, Passeridae.
UCCUGAGGCGACUUCCGGCCUCGUUUCCCGUCGGCGCCGCCAUGUUCCUGCAGUGUUACCUGAACGAGCGCGGGGAGCGCGUUUACACCCUGCGGAAGGUGUCCCCGGCCGGGGUCCCCACGCGCUCGGCCCAUCCCGCCCGCUUCUCCCCCGAUGAUAAAUUCUCCCGGCACCGCCUGGCCCUCAAGCGCCGCUUCGGGGUUUUACUGACGCAGCGAGGCCGGACCCUGCUGUGAGAGACCCCGAAAAGCCCCUGAGGGGAGGAAGGCGGCGGAAUCGAAUCAAAUCGAGAUGCGAAUGGACUGAGCUGAAAUGGGACGGAAGGAAGUUUUUAAACAGAGGAAAAAUUUUUAAUUAUUAAAGGGUUGGGCUGUC